Molecule: messenger RNA, 229 nt
Organism: Acaulospora morrowiae
Lineage: Eukaryota; Fungi; Glomeromycota; Glomeromycetes; Diversisporales; Acaulosporaceae
Source: the annotation of a GenBank genome assembly
AUGAUUGGUGGACAAGUUACUCUUUCCAAAUCAGUGAUUAUUGCAAUGAAUGGUAAAACAGUAGAAAUUGGUAAUAUGGAUGUGGAGAGACAUUUAGUCUUGGCAGAUAUGAUUACUUAUGCUAUUCAAAAAGAAAAGGCCAUCAAAAUAAUUACAAUAGCAAUAUUAACUGGAGCUGUGAUGGCUGCCUUUACUCUUUUUUGUAAAGUUCUUAUUGUCUUGUCAUCUG